Molecule: messenger RNA, 3938 nt
Organism: Astyanax mexicanus (Mexican tetra)
Lineage: Eukaryota; Metazoa; Chordata; Actinopteri; Characiformes; Acestrorhamphidae
Gene: slc43a2b
Product: solute carrier family 43 member 2b
Exons: 14
Coding region: 188-1972 (594 amino acids)
Biological process (GO): transmembrane transport; neutral amino acid transport
Molecular function (GO): neutral L-amino acid transmembrane transporter activity; L-amino acid transmembrane transporter activity
Source: RefSeq, a predicted model, not a curated record
CUUACUGAGUGACGGGAGAGAGAGAGAGAGACGCGGAGAAGGACGGUGUGUGUGAGUGUGUGAGAGAGUUUAACUUCACUGUAACAUCCUACACACGCUCGAGCACUGCGUUUCUCACAGGAAGACCAUCUCAGUCCGUGUGUGAUCACCUGUCCUCUCAUAGUCCUCUCUCCUGCUCAGCACAGCCAUGGCUCCGACCUUGGCCACAGCCUUUGCCCGCCGCUGGUGGAUGGCGGUGACAGCCAUCAUUGAGAACCUGCUGUUCUCUGCUGUGCUGCUGGGCUGGGGCUCCCUGCUCAUCAUGCUCAAAUCUGAGGGCUUUUACUCCUACCUCUGCACAGACCAUGGUAACAGCUCCGCCUUCAACGUCUCCCUGCCGCCUGUGGCUUCAUCAGCAGGAGGGGAUGAAGAUUACCAGUAUGAAGACCAGUAUCCGCAGGUGUCUCAUGAUGAUGGAGUGGAAGUGGUUCCUCUGAAGUCGGUGGAACAGGUUAUCCGUAUGAACGGCUGGCUGAUCUGUAAAGAACAGGAUGAGAUACUGAACUUGGCCUUCACCAUCGGCUCCUGCUUCUUGAGCGCCAUUGCGCUGCCCCUGGGAAUCGUCAUGGACAAAUAUGGCCCACGCAAACUCCGUCUGACUGGCAGUGCCUGUUUUGGCCUGUCGUGCCUGCUUAUCGCCUAUGGAGCCAGCAACCCCAAUGAACUUUCUGUCCUCAUCUUUGUUGCUUUGAUCUUUAAUGGCUUUGGAGGAAUGUGUAUGACCUUCACAUCCCUUACGCUGCCUAACAUGUUUGGAGACCUGCGCGCCACCUUCAUUUCUCUCAUGAUCGGCUCCUACGCGUCUUCCGCCGUCACUUUCCCUGGAGUUAAGGUGAUCUAUGACUUGGGAGUGACCUUUAUUGCCAUCCUCGUCAUCUGGGCUGCGUGCGCUGGCCUCGUUUUCCUCAACUGCUUCCUCAACUGGCCCUCGGAGGCCUUCCCUGGACCUGAGGACAUGGACUACACAGUGAAGAUCAAGUUCAGCUGGCUGGGCUUCGACCACAAGAUCACCGGUAAACAGUUCUAUCAGCAGGUGACGACAGUGGGUAAACGACUAAGCGCAGGCAACUCUCUCAAGCAGAAGGAGCUGGCCACCAGCGAGGGCCACAAUCUCUGCCUCUCCACCAUGGACCUGGAGGUGAAGUGCAAGGAAAAAGGAGAAUCUCAGUCCUUCUCUCAGAGCAUCUUCAGUCCUCUGUUCCUGCUCAGUCUGGUCACUAUGUGCAUAACUCAGCUGCGACUCAUCUUCUACAUGGGAGCGAUGAACAGCAUCUUGGAGUCCAUGAGUGGCGGAGAUCUUAAUACAGUGAGCCUGUACUCCUCUAUUUUUGGUGUGAUGCAGCUGCUCUGUCUGCUGACCACUCCAGUUAUUGGUCAGAUCAUGGACUGGAAGCUGAAGGAAUGUGAUGAUGGAGAUUCAGAUGAAAAAGAUGCCAUCAAAGACCAGCCCCAGCCCAAGCGAAGAGACAGACAGAUCCAGAAGAUUACCAAUGCUACACGAGCCUUCUUCCUCACCAACCUCAUGCUUGUUGGAUUUGGAAUCACCUGCCUCAUCCCAAUCCUCGAGCUGCAGCUGCUCUCCUUUGUUCUGCACACCAUGGUCCGAGGUUUCAUCCACUCAGCUGUUGGAGGACUGUACGCUGCUGUAUAUCCAUCAGGCCAGUUCGGGAGCCUGACAGGGAUGCAGUCUCUGGUUAGUGCCCUCUUUGCCCUGCUCCAACAACCCCUCUUCAUGGCCAUGAUGGGGCCACUGCAGGGAGAUCCACUCUGGGUGGACGUGGGCCUGCUAGUCAUGAGCAUGCUGGGCUUCCUGCUGCCUCUCUAUCUGCUGUGCUUCCGCAGAACCCUCCACAAGAGGAGGAAGCAGAAAGAAAACGACGCCAAGAUCUACAUCAAAAUCAACGGCAGCGACAAACCCGAGGCUUUUGUGUAGAUCCAGGCCACACGGAUCCGGGAAGACAACAAAAGACACGAGAACGGAUGAAAGAAACUGCCAUUAUUUAAAUGACUUAUAAACACACACGAUAUAACACACACAUACAAAGAUGUUUGAGUUUUUUCCAAUCUCUGAGAGACUCAACAGACUGAUAACGUUGUCAUGGAAACUGACAACUGCCAUGCCAUCAAUGUGGACAGAAGAGAAGGGCAAAAAUGGAAAAAUUAACAGAACCUCAAACCUCAGUUUAAAAUAAGAAAGAAGUGGAAUUAGGGAAUUAGUUUGUGUAGCUGUGUGUGUGUCUAUUUCCUGUGAUAUUUACAAUUCACUGUUCCGAAUGUGCCUGAGAAGCACGUAUUUGCCUCCAGCGUUCAGCAUGGUUGAGCUGCCUGGCUCUUUCUUUUUAGAGCCUUCUUACACAAAUUUCUUCCCAGUUUAUCUGAGCCAAUUAAAACACUCACCACUCACUAGAACCCCCCCCCCCCCUCCCCCUUAUCAUUUGCACUGGUUUCCCCAACACCAGGAUUGUAAAGACAAGCGCAUGCCUCCUUUGAUUCAUGUGAAGUCACCCGCUGUCUUCAUCUACCCACCAAGAGAGAGCAUGGCCAGUUGUGCUCUCUUGGGUUCCAGAUGUGAUGGGAUGGGAUCUCAGCCAAUCAGUGCCUUUCUAUUCCAUUACCUUUUAAAGUGCCGCAGCCCUGUGUAAUGAUGUGAUGUCACCCAAACGGGUCGUGUUUUUUAAACUUAUUACCAUCAUUUUUAACUAUGGUAAGAGUUUUGUAUUUGCACACGUUUCUAAGCAUGCAAACAUUGCAGGCAUUAAGCUAAGCUACAUCAGUAGCUUACAUCAGUGCCUUUAGUGCUGCUAGCCAUAUUAAGCAAUAACAAUAAUAAUGGUAUUUCAGCAACAUUAGCCAAGAAGUAAAAGCUCCAACCAACCCGAGGCCAAGAGCCUUAAGCCUCAUGUUUUAGGCACGCAAUUCGUGGCAUUUGUCUCCCCCUAGGGGUAAAAGAGAGAAAUACAGAACUGUGCAUACAGCAUAUGGUCAUGCAAAGAUGCCAUGAUCACAAAGUCUCUGGAGUGUUCUUUAUGUACUGUUUAAAUAUAUAUAUAAAAUAAAUAUUAUUAUGGUGCACAUAAUUUAUUUUAGGUUUAUUCAUAUGUUGAGUCUUGCAUAAAGUCCUUCAAUAGUAAUGUCUUCAUAUGUGAUCUUAAAAUAACGAAUAGUAACAUUCAAUAAUUUUAAAAUGUUUGCACAGUGACUGAUAUGCCAAAAGUCAUGAGACUCGUUGACAUGACCACACUGGCCAGUAUGUAACCUCGCUAACCAGAUACCACCUCACACGUUAAACAAAUGUGGGCAUUCCCAAGUCAUUCCAUGAGGUAAAACUUACUGAACAAUUUGCAUACUGCUGUGCCAUGACUUUUGUGUUGUGCACAGGUGUGUAAAGGUAGAUUUGUUUAUGUUCCUAAAGCAGAGAAAUGUACACGUUGCCCUAAAGGUGGCUUUACCUAAAGGUUGUGAAGUUUGUAUCUCUUUGGCCCACAUUUCAUGGGAAUUCCAGCACUUUUACAACACUGUUCCCGAUCCUCUGCUUCUUUUUUUUUUUUUUUAAGACCGCAUACUAAAGCCAUUUUCUGUGCAUAUCACUCAUGUCAUCAAAGUGCCUUUGCCUUUUGUAAAACAUAAUGUUAUUUUUAUGGUUUUAGGGUGGAUACUGUGAUAUGCAGUUAAGGAUUCCUGUGACUAAUAGUUGGUUUAAAAUAUGUUGUAUUUAUUUGUAUUGUUUCUUAAUUUGGACAACAUAUCCUAUAUGUGAGGAAUCACACUUUAUAUAACUGGCUGUUAUUUGAUAACCAUUGGCUGGUUGGUUCUGCGUUCUAGGUAUUGCAGUUUUGUUCUGGUAGGCAUUAUUACUACUGAGAAAUGUGAGAAAAUAUGAAUAAAUGUGAUGUUCCUCA